AUGGAAGAACUUUGGAAAUCGGUCGCCCUCGAAAAUGCCCCAGAGAAGCAAAGCAAUUCGAUGCCUCCUACCACACCAAGGAUGAGUUUCGCACACUUUGGAGAGCCAGAGAUCGAGAAAACCAUCAGAUCCGGAGCUAAACGCCAAGUCAGCGUAUGUGGAGAAGCCAUUCCCUCAGCACGCGAUCAACCCUCCGUCGCGCAAAUCAGGAGAUUACGACUGAUCGGGGCCGACAACCGUGACAACCCGUUGCGUGGAGUCAUUGAGACUGUACCCUCUUCGGCCUGCAAUCCUUACACUGCGGUUUCCUACGUUUGGGGAGACAAGUCACAGCCCUUCCGGCUGCUGGUCGGUGAAGGCCAGUACAUACCAUUGACAACUUCGCUGGACUCUAUGCCGCAGGAUUUCCAAGAAUCCCUUGCAAAAUCGGAGAAGCGUGCCGGCCGUUGGGUUGUUGUUACUUAG
Molecule: messenger RNA, 465 nt
Organism: Cladophialophora carrionii CBS 160.54
Lineage: Eukaryota; Fungi; Ascomycota; Eurotiomycetes; Chaetothyriales; Herpotrichiellaceae
Exons: 2
Coding region: 1-465 (154 amino acids)
Source: RefSeq, a predicted model, not a curated record